Molecule: messenger RNA, 3217 nt
Organism: Limanda limanda (common dab)
Lineage: Eukaryota; Metazoa; Chordata; Actinopteri; Pleuronectiformes; Pleuronectidae
Gene: snrka
Product: SNF related kinase a
Exons: 8
Coding region: 319-2865 (848 amino acids)
Biological process (GO): microtubule cytoskeleton organization; protein phosphorylation; intracellular signal transduction
Cellular component (GO): cytoplasm
Molecular function (GO): protein serine/threonine kinase activity; ATP binding; tau-protein kinase activity
Source: RefSeq, a predicted model, not a curated record
UGCAAGUCCUGGUUUUACGGAUGAACCCCGGGCACGGGCACCUCCUGCGUGCCGCCGUCACCCCUCCGAGGCUGCACCAUCCCCGUCUGCUCUGAUAACUCGCCCUCCAUUCACUCCAGCAGCCGACAGAGCCCAGGCACCCGGCGGAGACCGGACUCGGGGCUUUAUGUUUACCGAGCAGAAGCUGCGAGAGGAAGCCAGAGCCAUGGGCUUCUCCUUCAGCCUUCGAUGAACUGAGCUAAGUUGGACCCACACAGCUCAUCCAACCAGUCUCUGCCUGCAGUGGGAGCCUCCCUCUCCCCAGCGCACGCUCCAGCCAUGGCAGGAUUCAAGCGGGGAUAUGAUGGCAAAAUUGCUGGCCUAUAUGACCUUGACAAGACGCUGGGCCGUGGCCACUUUGCCGUGGUGAAGCUGGCACGCCAUGUCUUCACUGGAGAGAAAGUUGCGGUGAAGGUGAUAGACAAGACCAAGCUGGACACGGUGGCCACAGGUCACCUCUUUCAAGAAGUCCGCUGCAUGAAGCUGGUCCAACAUCCCAACAUCGUGCGCCUCUAUGAAGUGAUAGAUACUCAGACCAAACUUUACCUCAUCUUGGAGCUAGGUGAUGGAGGAGAUAUGUUUGACUACAUCAUGAAGCAUGAGGAGGGUCUGACUGAAGAGCUGGCCAAGAAAUACUUUGCCCAAAUUGUCCACGCUAUCUCUUACUGCCAUCGGCUGCACGUGGUGCACAGGGACCUCAAGCCGGAGAAUGUGGUGUUCUUCGAGAAACAAGGGCUGGUAAAGCUCACUGACUUUGGAUUCAGUAACAAAUUUCAGCCGGGGAAGAAGCUGACCACCAGUUGUGGAUCUCUGGCAUACUCUGCACCAGAAAUACUGUUGGGCGAUGAGUAUGAUGCUCCAGCUGUAGAUAUCUGGAGUCUGGGUGUGAUCCUGUUCAUGUUGGUAUGUGGCCAGCCGCCCUUCCAGGAAGCUAACGACAGCGAGACCCUCACCAUGAUCAUGGACUGUAAAUACACUGUACCAGCUCACGUCUCCAGGGCCUGCGAAGAUCUUAUAGACCGAAUGCUUCAGCGGGACCCCAAAGGGCGAGCCUCCCUGGAUGAAAUCGAGACCCACACCUGGCUGCAGGGGGUUGACCCAUCGCCAGCGACUAAAUACAACACUCCCCUGGUCUCCCACAAGAGCCUGUCUGAGGAGGAGCAUACCAGCAUCAUCCAGCGCAUGGUGCUGGGAGACAUCGCUGAUCGAGAAGCCAUAGUCGAAGCCCUGGAAACCAACAAAUACAAUCACAUCACAGCCACGUACUACCUGCUGGCAGAGAGGAUCCUAAGGGAGAAGCAGAAGGAGGUCCAGAUCCGCUCAUCCAGCCCCAGCAACAUCAAGGCUCAAUUCAGGCAGUCCUGGCCCACCAGAGUGGACAUGCACCAGGACAUAGAGGACAGCUUGGCAGCAUCCUCCAUCUCCAUCUCCGGAGGUCCCCAGUCCCCGGCUCGCAGCACAGAGAGCCUGCUCAACGGACACCGCACCAAAGGCCUGAUGGAGCUGGGCCGACGGGAGGAGUCGGUGACGGACUCACCAGGACCGUCGGCAAAGGGAGCCUGUGCUGCCCCCCCGUCUCUUGGCUCCGGGACCCUCAGGACCCCAAGUGCCUCCACCUCAGCAGCAGCCAAGCAGAGAACCUGCCUCUUCAGGGUGGAGGAGGAUGAGGAGGAUGAGGAAGAUCGCGACUCGUCCCCCCGCCCGGCCCAGGUGGUCCUGCGGCGGAAGCCCCCCUCCAUCACCAACCGCCUCACCUCCAGGAAGAGCGCCCCGGUGCUCAACCAGAUCUUCGAGGAGGAGGGCGAGUCGGACGACGACUUCGACCUGGACGAGGGUCUGCCGCCCAAACUCAGCCGCCUCAAGAUGAACAUGGCCGGGACCCCCAGCCUGAGCCCAGCCGCCAGCUCCUCCUCCUCCCCCCCCCCGGGCUCCACGCAGAAGCGCUACCAGCGGCGUAAGAGCCAGGGGCGGGGCUCGUCGUGCUCCAGCUCGGAGACGAGCGACGACGACUCGGAGAGUCACCGCCGGCGUCUGGACAAAGACUCCGGCUUCAGCUACGGCUGGAACCGCAGGGACAGCAGCGAGGGUCCGCCCGGCAGCUCGGGGGGGAACGGGGGAGGAAGCAGCUCAGGGCAGGGGAAGCCCCCCGGAGAGGGGGGGGGCACCUCCGGUCCGGACCGGGGGAGUCCUCCUGGAGGGGGUGGGAACGGAGGCGGGGGGGAUGGCGGUGGUGGCGGGGGGAACGGGGGAGGAGGAGGAGGAGGGAAUAAAGGACAAGACAACCCCUCCAGUUGUUGUAACAACAGCAGCACCGCCCCCCCCUCCCUCAGCUCGCUGUCCCGCUCCGCCCGCACGGCGAGCCGCAGCGCCGAGCUGGUGGAGAGCCUGAAGCUGAUGAGCCUGUGCCUCAGCUCGCAGCUGCAGCACCACCGCGCCGGGCGGGGGGGCCGGGGGGGGAAGUUCAUCAUGGACCCCUGCAGCCUCCCUGGGGGGGGCGUGAAGAUCCAGGAGAAGUCGGCCUGGAGGAUGUGCAUCGGCUCCACCGGGAGCCUGGACACAAUCACCCUGCCCACCACCGCCGCCCCCCCCCGCGCCCACUCCGCCCAGCACCACCACCACCACCGCAAGUCCGGGCCGCACCACCCCCCCGGCUCGCAGGCCCGGCCCGACAGGACGGCUCCCAGUGGCCUGAGCGCUCUGAAGCGGGGGGUGCUCCAACUACCUCUGUGUGAGAAAAGCAUCUCUGUGAACAUCCAGCGGGGGGGCGGCUCCAGGGACGGGCUGCUCUGCUCCUCCACUCAGGCCAGCUGCUGCCAGGUGGUCUGAGGCUCCUCCCACCUGGAUGACAUGCCGCUCAGCCCCCCCCAGAUCAGUGACUGCUCCACAUUCUCACCGUGUUGUCCUGUGUUUGGCUGAGCUGAGUCUGCUGUCGUCUCUGAGCUCCACCUCUCCACCUUUUCACCUCUCCACCUUUUCACCUCUCCACCUCUCCUUCUCCACCUCUCCUCUGUCACUUUGAUCUGCUCCAUGUCGUGUCUGAGGUUCACGUUGACUUUUUUAACUUGUAUCGUUUUCAUGUUAUCUUUGUUUCAUGUCUCCAGGUGCUUUUCAGACGAGUGGCACUAAUAUUCUUUUAAUUCUUUAUCACAAUAUGUUGCUUUUAGAACAUUUUACAAUU